Molecule: messenger RNA, 2176 nt
Organism: Linum trigynum
Lineage: Eukaryota; Viridiplantae; Streptophyta; Magnoliopsida; Malpighiales; Linaceae
Source: the annotation of a GenBank genome assembly
UGUAAUAUGCUGAACUGGUUUGAUUUCGGGACUUUGCACUUGGAAAACCAAAUGUAGGAAACAAUCUAAUUUUCUUGAUGAUUUUCUGAAAAAUGAUUGAUUUUUCAGUUGCUUGAUGAGUUGCAGCUCCUCCGCCAGAAAAAAACCCACCAUCACCACCACUACUCUUCCACCACCGACGAUUCCACCGCCACCCUCGCCCCCUACAAGGGAUGUCACCCCGCCCGUUGCCUCGCCAAGAAGCCCAAUCCUACGGCGGAGAUCCACAACGGGACAACUACUCAUCGGAAAGGGAAAGGGGCCGCCGUCGGCGGCAGGACGACAUCCCCAAGCUCCCCAAGACUUUCUUCAUAAUAGGCCAGCAGAGCAGCGAGGGGAGCCGCCCAUUUACUCCCACCACCGCCGACCCCUUCAACAAGUCGAUUGCUGAGUCGACCGAGUCGCCGAUUCACUGGGGGUCUGGCGACGGAAGGAAGUUGUUUACACCAUCUCUCUCGCCUCCGAAUUCGGCAGCUUCACCUGCCAAAACGUGAACAGUAGCAGUAGGAAGAACAAUCACAAGCGAGAGGAGGAUAUAGACUUAGAGGAAGGAAGGAGUACAAAGCAUACUGCAAUUCAUCACGAGGAAGAAGGGGAAAAAGGCGGAAAAGGUGGGGUCGUUCGCUAGAGAGAGGCUAGAGGCUUUCGCGGAGAAGCGGUGGCCGUGGAGGCGGUGGCGGCGCGACAGAGGAGCGAAUUCGGGUUCGGGAUGUUCCAUAAGGAUUUCGAAGGGGAGGUGUCACCGGUGUGGACGCCGGUGGUCGGGAGGUUCGCGAUGAGGAGUUCCGUCAACGUGGGUAGGGUAUGGGGUUUCUAGAAAAAGAAAUUAGAUUUUUUAUAUUUUUUAUUUUUUAAUGAAUGUAAUAGUGAGGUGAAAAAUAUAAAAAAAUAUAUUUUUAAUAAUUUUUUAGUUGCCACGUCACUAAGUUAACGGUCAACUUUGAGAGUUGACUGCCACAUCAGUCAAUGUUAACGGAGUUGGACGGAGAGUGACCAAACGUUAACGGUUUCAGUAAACUGAAGUACCAUCAAUGUAUUUAAAUAUUUCGAGUGACCAAACUUGAACGGUUUUUGUAAUCUUAGUGACUAAUCAUGCAAUUAACCCCUAUUUAAUCAUGUAAUUUUUAGGCAAAAUACACUUAUAUAGCCAAAACUUUUGCCUUUUUGUCAAUAAUAACCAAAUUUGGAGAAAUAACACUUAUAGCCAGCUUUUAAACUUGUUGUAUGACAAAUAUAGUCAUUUCCAUUAGAUACUUUAACAGUGUUAUUAACACCGUCAACUUAUUUGACGGUUCACUGACUAGACACCAACUUAACGGACACGUCAACGCCAAACAAACCAAAAGUGACACGUCAUAAUUUUAAACUAUUUAAUAAUUACAUGUCAUAUUUUAAUUUAAAAUUCUUUUUCCUUAAAUAUUUUUACCUCUAUUCCUCCCCCUGCCUUCCAUUCCAUCUUCGAUCCCUUUUUCUUUCCCAAAAAGCCCACCUCUCGUCAAACAAGAUCCUUUUUUCUUUGAUUCCUUUUCACAACAACAAUCACAAUGGUGUACCUAACUUCCUCUUGUUCCAGGUGCAAUUUUCCCUCACCUUUCAUCAUCGUCUGUUGUUGACACCCAAAAUUAAUUUGGCCUGAAUUAAAUACCGCAUUAAAUAGUCUCGGCAUUUAAUUCGACACCGCAGGUAAAAAAACGAGGUCGUUUGGAGUUGAGCGGCGUCACAGAGAUUUAAUACGAUGCCGCGAAACAGAAGAACGGUACCGCAACACCGGAAACGAUACCAUUUGCCGAAAAUCAAAAAUGGUUGCGCGUUUGGAAAGGAGUUUGUUUAUAAUUAAUUAUUAUUUUUAUUCUUUGUUGGAAGGGAAAAAUCGGUACCGCGGAGAGUUAAAAAGGUACCGCGGAUUUAAAAACGGUGUCGCGAGAGCCUGGUAAGCGGUACCGAUUAAUUAAAAAUCAUAUCGGGCAAGUGACCAAAAUUCACCCAGCCCAAUGUGGGCUCCAACUGCGGAGGUUCCAUGGAUUAAUAUUUUGUGGCUUAUCGGCGGUGUCGUUUAAUUCAAAACGGUACCGCGGGUAAGCCCAACGGUACCGCGGAUUAGCAAACGACAGUGGUUAAAUAAAAAAACAAUGUCGCG